Messenger RNA from Gamsiella multidivaricata, 1560 nucleotides. RefSeq lists its product as uncharacterized. The record is from RefSeq and is a predicted model, not a curated record. The transcript is spliced from 2 exons. Gene Ontology annotation, molecular function: peptide-O-fucosyltransferase activity. The coding region runs from base 1 to 1560 and encodes 519 amino acids. Lineage: Eukaryota; Fungi; Mortierellomycota; Mortierellomycetes; Mortierellales; Mortierellaceae. Gene Ontology annotation, biological process: protein O-linked glycosylation via fucose.
AUGAAAAAGAGCCACCUCUCAUUUGCCAGGGUCAUCAUGCUGGUAUGCAUCUCCUUCAUGGCGCUCGCCCUAAUUCAUAUCCACUAUAUCAGUGUCUUUCGCCACGCUCGCGAACACCCCAACAGCAACGACAUCGAUACUGAGACCCUUAUCUCAAAAGAACAUGAGCUCCCACCAUCUUACGAAUCCGACUCAGCACCGCAAUCAACACCACCUCCAGCGCCCUCCACAACUGAAACGAAUUUGACGACGACGACUCACUACAGCAAUGGCACGAUCAAAACAGAAUUCAAGCCAGCAUUCUACAAGGACCCUAGUGCUGCCCGCAAGGAAAUAGGGUCGUUUAUGGAUACCCUUGCCAAGCGCACCUGGUGGGACCACAAGAACACUCAGAACCCGAAGGAGGUUGUUGCACCACCACCAACGAAUGUCUUCUUCGCGUACCUGCCCAUGGGCGGCGGAAACAAUCAGUUCACGUCGCUUCAGAAGGCAGCGAUCCUCGCCAAGGACCUCAAACGCACCUUGCUCAUUCCCCCUAUCAGUCCCAAUUCACAUAUCAAGGUCUGGUCUGGUCCUAGAUAUUCAGAAUUCUACGACCUCGAGGCCUUCUCGGUAAAGAGUGGUAUCCCAGUCCUAGAAUGGCACGAUAUCAAGCACACGCCCGAGAACCCGCCAUCGGAGUUCACCCACAACUGGCCGAGCUUUAGUGAGGAGUUUCCUUGCAUCCCAAACGGCGGCAUCGGUGUUAAUGACAAGAACCUGUACGACCACUUCCGGACCCAGUUUUUGAUGGACUUCAAAGCCACGGUCCCUGCCAGCGACAAGACGAUGGGCAAAUCCGGGGACUUCAUCCAUGCACGCGACGUCCUCCUCAAGGAUGCGAACCCAGACAAGCCCGAGAUGUGGAAAUGCCUUUCGUGUCCAUACUUCCUCGGUAGCGAGGAACUGAACGACCGCGCGUGGCACGAGGUUGGACUCCAUCUGAAGUUCAACGACAAGAUCGAGACCAUGGUCGACGAGAUCUUGGAUCUGCUGCUCCCCCCUGUCAAAGAGGACUCCGGACGUCGCCACCCUGAGUUCAUUAUCAUCCACUUGCGCCGUGGAGAUAUCGUGAACAAGUGCAAGCCGGGCCAAGAUGAGAAGGAAUGCUUGGUGCAGAUCGAGGAGAUCGCCGAGAAGGUUGACGAGAUCGAGAAGCAGCGCCGGAUCAAGGCUCUGGAAUCUGUGAACGACACGAACGCUGAGGUCGUGCUCGAGCGGUUACCGGUGCUGGUCGCAACCAACGAGAAGCGGCCCAAGGAACUCGAGAAGCUCGAGAAGUUGGGUUGGAUCAUGCUCGACCACGGCGACUCCGUGAAGGACACAGAAGGCAACGAGGUGUCGUCAAAGACCAAGAAACUGGGUACCAUGACGACGUUGGGACCAUUCUACCCGCCGAUGUUGGACGCCGUGCUGUUGACCAGAGGCGAUUACUUGAUCGGCAUGUCGAAUUCGAGGAUGAGUCGGCUGGCAACCCAGCGUGGGUCUGCCUGGUAUAGACACAAGGUUAUGCUGAUGUAG